AUACAAAAUGAAUAGGUGAUCUAUUUAGUGAUCACUCUUUUCCAGCCUACAUACCCUACAGUUGGUGGAUUGGUUCACCUAUCACCAGUGUAUCACGUUGAAAAGUCUUUGAUCCAUUUUGUACUACGUACAGUCGGCCAAGAUGCCUUCUUUUGGAGGAGGAAAAAAGUGCGCAAGAUGUGGCAAGUCCGUCUAUAUUUCGGAAGAGGUACUAGCUGCAGGGCAGUCUUGGCACAAAAGGUGUUUCUCAUGCGAAUCUUGCAAGAAGACCCUGGAUACAAACACCGUGUCCGAUAAGGAGGGGAAAAUCUACUGUAAAGCGUGCUACGGGUCGCUCUACGGGCCAACAGGAUACGGAUAUGGCGGAGGUGCCGGUGCUCUUACAAGCAAAGACUAGAUAAAUAUAUUGGUAUUGCUAAGGAAAUGUGGUAUUGCUAAGGUAUUACAAUGAAAUGUGACCGGGGAGCGUUUUAUGAAAUGACCUGUCGGGUGUUUUAUCCGCCAAGUCCCACUUUAUCCGAAAGUUACCAUAUUAACAGUGCCUCUCAGCCAAUUAAGGAAAGUUGUCAGAUCUGACAACUUGUGGACGAAACAGCAACUCAAAAUAUCAAGCACAACCCCAAAUGCGCAACUUUAAUUGGUUGGAAAAUAAGUUGCAUAAAAAUUAUUUCUAUCUUUUGUUUUUGUUUUCAGAGUUACGUUAAUUUGCGACUGUU
This is a messenger RNA of Lytechinus variegatus (green sea urchin), 716 nucleotides long. RefSeq names its product cysteine and glycine-rich protein 2-like. Lineage: Eukaryota; Metazoa; Echinodermata; Echinoidea; Temnopleuroida; Toxopneustidae. The transcript has 5 exons. Gene Ontology annotation, cellular component: nucleus; Z disc; cytoplasm. Bases 143 to 397 code for a protein of 84 amino acids. Gene Ontology annotation, molecular function: actinin binding; structural constituent of muscle. Gene Ontology annotation, biological process: sarcomere organization; muscle tissue development. The record is from RefSeq and is a predicted model, not a curated record.